UAUUAAAUUAAAUGUUUGGCUUCUUGAAACCCAGACACUAUGGGAUCGCAGCGUUGUCACUCUACGGGUGUUACAAGCUAUCCCACCAGAGUAGUCUCACGAAGAGAUAUCCAUGCCUAGACCUCAGUAGGAGCAAGGCUCUUCCUCAAAGUAUGAGAUUCCCGUCAGAAUUCUUCACUACAAGAUUUAUCAAUCUUGGCAAAGGAGUGACUACAGAAUGUGAAGAGAGUAAAAGCAAGACUCUGGGAGAGUUCAAACUGUCAGAUCUGAGGGAUAAGUACAAAAAUUGGAAAAAAAAAAGAGAAGAAAAGAAGAUUGUGAGGGAUGAAGAAUAUCCGAAUAAAAUUAGGAUAAUGAUGUCAGAGAUUAUGAUUAUGGGAUUGGGAUGUACAGACAGCAAAAUGUUGUGAAAGAAGCAAGAAGAAAUGCAAGAUAGUUUAGAAUCUAUAAAAUUUCAGAAAAAGCUAGGUCAAUGAUACAAAGAGUUGGUCUUUCUCCUAAAAGGAAUUACCUAUGAUGAUUCUAUCGAGAAACUUGCAGCAGUUAUGGAAAGCUCUGAUGAGGACUUAGACCACUUUUUCCUUAACAUAAAACUCUUCCUCGAAGGUGCUCACAAAGAAUUUGUAAAAAUCGCAGAGAAAUACAAAGAUGAGAUGCCAUCAAAAUUACACAAACAGAUUUGUUACACUGAUGAAGAAGUAUAUAGAUUCCUGUCCUCUCUAAGCGAGUUCUACACGGAAAAUGAACUCAAAGAGAGAAUCUCUACUUGGGAUUAUUUCGAGAGCCAUCUGAAGGAGUUCGCUGAGUCUCCAGCUACCAGCCUUAAGAGGUCAUAUGCCUUAAAGUAUUUCCAUAACAAAUCAGAGAGAGCAAAGUUAGAUGCGAAUCCCAACUAUUCCCCACAAUUCUUUGAAGGACCAUACAUUGCUCCAAUGAACUUGGACCAAGGAGACUUUGACAUCCUGCUUCUUCAUGGCAAUGCUAGCCACUGAAUCAAGUGAUGGUCCAUCUUGGACACAGAAGAUCAGCAUGAUCCAGAUAUUUGGAUCAGAAGCAAUCUCAUCAAAGACUUAAAGAAAGCAGGAAAAGAGCCUAGAGUGAUCCAUGGAACAUAUGAGACGUUCCAGCAGAUCCAUGAAUACACCAGCAAGAACAUCCCAGAACUUGACCUAUUCGAGCUUGGUGAAAAACUGAAAGAAGCACUUGCAAAAAUCGGGGUUGGCAAAAGACCACUCAUCAUCCUUGGUUACUCAAUGGGAGGAAUUCUUUGCAAGACUUUACUAAACAUCUCCCCUGAAAUUGCUGAGAAUACAAAAGGGAUCAUCUUCUUUGCAUGCCCUCACUUCGGAAGUGACGUCCGUGACGACACUCAUCAACAGCUUGGCGAAAUCAUCAGUGGGAUGAAUAGAUUUAUGAACCAGAACUGUAUCGAUGAUGAAGAGUUCGUCACAACAGUGUUGGAUAACCUUAAAAUCUCUAAGCCUGCCCACUUCCUGAUCAGCCCAGAUAGAAAAGCGAACCUCAGUGUGAUCAACAACAAAUUUAAUAAGUAUGGGAUUAACUGUAUGAGCAUCAUUGAAGGAAAGAAGGUAUACUUCCCCAAGACGGACCACCACUACUACGUUGUCAAGCCUGAAUCAGCAUAUUGGCCCGGAAGUAUCAAAUUGACAAUGGAUAACAAAAACCAUUUCCAGAUCACCAGAAUGAGCGAAAACAACAGCGAACUAGACGACUGCUAUAAGACCAUCUUCAAAUUCAUCAAAAAUAACCUAUAAAACC
This is a messenger RNA of Moneuplotes crassus, 1779 nucleotides long. The record is from the annotation of a GenBank genome assembly. NCBI's taxonomy places the organism in Eukaryota, Ciliophora, Spirotrichea, Euplotida, Euplotidae.